CAUAAUUGCUUGUAGCCCGCGUUUGGUGGUAGAAUAUGAAUGAGAAAGAGAGCUUGAAAUUUCGCUACUUUGUGUAACUUUACCAAAUAUGAACUGAUUUUUGCUGGGUAAAAACCGGGGAGAACGGCUAAUGUAGACACUUUGAGCUGGAUUAAUUGCCUUUUUGAGUUUUGCAUAUUUACCGCAUAAACCACACUGGGAAAGGAAAAAUAACGCACCAACCUAUUGCUAAUAAACAUUAGCAAGGAUGGAGAAACAGUUACUUUGCUUGGAUGGGAGGUUGAAAUUCUCAGGAAAAUGAUGUAAACGGACCAUAUGAGGAGGACUAACAACAACCAGACGCGUCAUUUUAUCUUGUGUCUGAGACAGCAGUGCCAUCAUGUAUUCGAGCUCAAACAAUCCCACAAAGGCCAACUCCAGCAGCAGCAGCAGCAUCACGGAGCUCCUGAGCGCUCUGUGUGACUGCAGCCUCUCUGGGCUCUCUUGGAAGCGUCGAGCCCUCGGAGGUGUUUCCAGAGAGGGCUUCCACCGAGCCCUUAAAAAGCGGGCCUAUGGCGCCUUGCUGUCUAAGCUUUUUCAAGAUGGCACCAAAGGGUCUGCCUCGAGGCCCAGUGCCGCAGCUAGAACCCCUCCCAGGAACAAAGUCCUGAUGAUGUGCUUUGACUUGCGAGUGGCCGGCUGCCAGGAAGAAGCGGAGGCGCUGGAGGAUCGGCUGGGGAGGCUGCGUGAAGGAGCGUCCUCCGGUCUGAGAGAAGUGGACUCCGUCCUGGAGCUCCUAGUGUGCCUCGCCGGCUCCACGCCGCCGCCUCCCACCUCGUUCAGCAGGGACUACAUGAGACGAGAGAGGGCCGUGCUGCGGAGGCCGCAACCCUGGAGCUACCAGAGCGAGGAGCUGCAGAGGCUGGAGGCCAGGGCGUGGGGUCUGGUGUGUGCGGAGGAGUGGGGGACGCUGGAGACUCUGUGUGGAACUCAGAGGCUGAUGGACUCCCUGCCAAGGACAGGGUUGCUGGCUUUGAAGAUGAAAGUGGAAGCAGAAGAGAGAUUUGAGAAGGAGACGCGACUGUCGUUGUUUGGGGCGCUGCAGCACACUCGAACGUCAGAUAUGGACAUCAGACUGGACCUCCCACCUGUUCCCAGUAAUAUCGAUGUUACUGGACUGGCUAUCAGGGUUCCUCACUACUUGGAUCAGUCAGAGGACGAGGGCUUCCAGUCAGCCUCCAACCUUACCCCAGACUCUCAGUCAGAGGCGAGCCCCGUUCCAGAUGUUGACAUCUGGGAGGCUGUCCGCACGUUUGACCCCAGAAGGCGCCGCUGCUGGGAGUGUGUUGGCUGUCCACCAGGAAAAAGGGAGUCCUUCUAUCUGACAGAGGGAGGCAGAGAGACAUUUGACCAGCUCUACCGGCUGUGGGAGGGAGAGAUGAGGGUCGUGAGCUCCAGCGACUCCUCUCCCAUCCUCAUGCUGCCCCUGGACUCCCAGACGCAAUUAGUGUCCGACCUCCUGAACGUUCUGAUAGGAGUGGCGUCCACUACCUUCCCUCUCAACCAGAGCAUUCAGUUUGACGUCAGGCCCGGCGUGUGCGUCUCGGGAGCUUCUCCAGASAGCGUGUCUCGUCUUCUGGGGGAGUUGGCCCAGUAUGGCACCCACUACCUGAGGCUGAGUCGCUUUUCUCUCCAGAGUGCUGACAAGAAGGGCCUAGUCUUCCAGGCGUUCACCGGUGGUCUGAGGAAGUACCUGCAUUACUACAGAGCGUGUGUCCUCACCACUCCCCCCACUCUUAGCCUGUUGACCAUCGGCUUCCUUUUACGCAAAGUGGGCCGCCAGCUCAGGUACCUGUCGGAGCUGUGCUGUGUGGACGGACCGUCGGGCUCAGGCCAGGCCGCCUUCCCUGUGGGUGUUAAGCUGCUGUCCUACCUCUACAACGAAGCCCAGAGUAACUGCAGCAACGAGAACUAUCCCAUCCUGCUGUCCCUGUUGAAGAGCUGCUGUGAACCUUACACACGGUUCGUGUCCGACUGGGUGUACAGCGGCGUGUUUCGAGACGUUUGUGGAGAAUUCAUGAUCCAGGUCAACGAGGAUUACCUCAGUUUCAGGGACAAACAUUUCUGGGUUCAAGGCUACACUCUGAUAUCAAAGGAUGUGGAGGACUGUGUGCCGGUCUUCCUGAGACACAUUGCCAACGACGUCUAUGUCUGUGGGAAGACCAUAAACCUCCUCCGAAUCUGCUGUCCGCAGCACUACAUCUGCUGGUCGGAGCUGCCGGUGCCUCGCAUCGCCGUCACCUUCUCCCUGCAGGAGGUGGAGGAGAUUGAGAGGGAAUGCGCGGUGUAUCGCGGCCGCAUGGAGAGGAUCGCCAAACACAGCGCCGUCAGCAGGGAGGAGCAGGCCCUGCGAGCAGAGCGAGCGCGCCAGGAGCUGAUCAAUCAGGUCAGGGAGUCGGCGGCUAAAACCCUGGAGAGCAUCCGAGGGCGCCAGGUGUCACAGCGUCUAGCUGAGGAGGCCAAGAAAAGGGAACGCUUUGAAGAGCUGAAGCAGCACCUGGAACAGGAGCAGGAGUGGCGAAAUGCAGCCAAGAAGAAGCAGGAGGACGACAACUUUGGCUUUGCCAGAGAGCUGAGAGACAGAGAAAAGAGACUGCAAGCCCUGGAGGAGCAGCUGGAGCAGAGAGCCAGAAAGGAGCUGAUUGCUCAGUACAGCCGUCUGUCGGAGGAAGCGGCUCGCAGAGAGAGACGGGCCAUGUGGAGAGUGCAGCGAAUGAGACUCCACGGAGCCAGGRAACAGUUCUUCAUGCUCGACAGGCAGAAAAUUCAGGCAUUGCUGGAUAAAUACCCCUUUGACCAGGAGAGCCCUCCCAUGGCUGCAUUGCCAUCUGGUYCUUCAUUAACGCCACAACAAACUCAUGAAUUUCCCACUCAGGAGGAGCAGUCAGCAGACAUUCGAAGAUCAGAAGCUGCAUCCCCGCCACUUAAUCCGUCGGCAGCAGACCCUCCUCCCAUCUCGGAGGACUCCGACAUCAGUGACCUUCUCACUAAAUCGCUGAAGCCUGACAGUCAGCAAGUGGAUAACGCCUUGGAGGAGAUUGGCUCUGACCUACCUGAUGCCCGUCCUGCUCUGCAACUCGUUGACUAUGACUUUAGUGCCCCCUUUAGCCCACUCGAGGGUAUCGCCGGUCAAUCUUCAUCUCAGUCCAGGCCUCGGUGGGGACYUGCAGUGCAGCCUGACUUGAUGCAGUACUCUGAAGCUUCCAGCUUGGGUACAGACCAGGGUCAGAAUGAGCCUGUACCAGAACCAGAGGAAAGUGAUGAGCAGAAAAAAGAUCAAACUAAGACUGAGGGAGGUGAGGCAGACACUAAAGACAAAGAAUCAGAGAGGGGAGAUACAGCUGGUGGAGGUGUUUCUCUCCCAGUCCCUCAGAGUUCUCUCUCCAUUGCCAAGAUAAAGGUUCCAGACAGAAGCUCUCAUGGCCAUUCAUCUGAUGCUCAUAUAAAGGUUGGACAGAAUGUCUCUGAGGUAACUGCUCCCCUGCCCUCCMMCAACGUUCACGGCCAUGCUUCGGACUCGCAUAUCAAGGUGGGAGAACACGUGUCCGAAGUCGGCGCUCCCACACCGUCCCUCGGUGCUCACGGUCACUCCUCUGACGCUCACAUCAAAAUCGGGGAAUAUGUUCCUGAGUGUGUCCCUCCUCUUCCUGUCCCUAAUAUCCACGGUCACGUCUCGCACGCCCACAUCAAGGUUGGCGAACACGUUUCCGAAAUAGAGGCACCGUUACCGUUGCCGAACGUUCACGGCCACAGCUCUGACGCUCACAUAAAGGUUGGGGAAAAUGUUUCAGAUGUUGUGGCGCCGCGGCCUGCACCCAGCGUUCACGGACAUUCCUCUGAUGCCAAUAUAAGAGUGGGGGAGUUUGUGUCUAACGUAGUGGAAGGAAGACCUCGUUGGAGCAAACACGGACACGCCUCGGAUUGUGUCCUCCAGCCGGGUUGUGUGGUCUCUGGAGAAGAACUCCCAUCAGCCCCUCUGCCUGGCAGCUCUUACGGUCACUCCUCAGACUCUGCUUUAGGCAUUGGGUGUGUGGUCCAGGGAGAGGAGCCCAAACGAGCAGCGUUACCUGGCAGCGCCCACGGACAUUCAUCAGACUCUGCUUUGGGCGUUGGAUGCGUCGUCACGAAAUCCGAUCCGCUUCCAUCGCCGCUACCAGGCAGCGCCUACGGUCACUCUUCUGAUUCAACACUGGGCAUUGGCUGCGUGGUGCAGGGGUCAGAGCCGCCACCCGCUGCACUUCCAGGCAGCGCCUACGGUCACUCAUCAGACUCUGCUCUGGGGGUUGGAUGUGUAGUGAAAGGAAAAGAAGAUCAAAAGACAAAGGACGAGGAAGAUAAAGUUUUUCCUUCAGGCAGCCCCACCGAUGACAGGAUGGUGUGUUGGACGUCUGGGUUGUGGUUAUCCCCUGGAGAGAAGUCCCAGCAGGAAUACCUCUUGGCCCUGUCCGCUCAGUACCAGGUGGAACACUACGAGGACUGCUACAACUUACUGGCUUUGUCCCCCGAGUCCCAGCUGCUGAAGCAGGUAACGCGGGGGCCCUGGGGCCUUCCCAUGGACCCGACGCUCCGCAGAGCCACAGACACCACAGCUGUCCAGCUCAGUGAGAUGGUUUCCCUGCCGGUGCUGAUAAAGCACUCUGUCACCGCCCCGCUCAUCACGCAUGUCUCCUUGGUGAAUAAGGCUAUAGUGGACUACUUCUUUGUGGAGCUGGGGGUGGAAAGACACUUUGAGGCGCUGCGCCACUUCCUGUUGAUGGAGGAUGGCGAGUUCGCCCAGUCUCUCAGCGAUCUGAUCUUUGAAAAGAUGGCCAGCGGCCAGACUCCAGGCGAGCUGCUGACCCCACUGGUCCUGAACUCCAUCCUCAGCAAGGCCCUGCAGUACAGCCUCCACGGAGACACUCCCCUCGCUCCUAAUUUCACUUUCGCCCUGCGCUUCCUGCCCGAAACCUUCCACCCCCACGCCCCGGACUCCCUCAACUGCUUGGAGCUGCGCUACAAGGUGGACUGGCCGUUGAACAUCAUCAUCACCGACAGCUGCAUGAACAAGUACAACCGCUUGUUUUCGUUCCUGCUGCAGCUCAAACACAUGGUGUGGAGCCUCAGGGACGUCUGGUUUCACCUCAAGAGGACAGCUCUGGUGAAAGGCGCGGGCCACUCGGUGCAGUUCCGUCAGCUGCAGCUCUACAGGCACGAGAUGCAGCAUUUUGUCAAAGUCAUACAGGGUUACAUCGCCAACCAGAUCCUGCAGGUGUCCUGGACCGAGUUCACGGCCAAGCUGGCCACCGCCGGUGACCUGGACGGCAUCCACCGCACACACGCCGACUACCUCAACAGAGCCAUCUUCAGGGGUCUGCUGACAGAGAAAGCAGCUCCGGUCAUGAACAUCAUCCACAGCAUUUUCAGCCUGAUCCUCAAAUUUCGGGCUCAGCUCAUCGCGCAACCCUGGGACAGCCAGCAGGGGGAGGCAGUGCACCCGAGCUUCAUUGCUAUGCAGCAGUCGUACAACACUUUUAAGUAUUACUCCCACUUCCUUUUCAAAGUGGUGACUAAACUGGUGAACCGAGGCUAUCAGCCCCAUUUAGAGGAUUUCCUGCUUCGCAUCAACUUCAACAACUACUACAAGGACUCUUGAGGUGCUCUCUGGUUUCCUGUUGUACAUCGUUUAAUUGGCUGAACCCUCCCCGUGGGCUGCUUUGAGAAGAUAUGUUGGAUUUAUGACGGUGUUCAAACGUCCUUGAAAUCCCACCUCUGCUGUCCUCCAUUUAGGAACCAAACGGUAAUUAAUGUUGAGCCCUUAAUGGUUUCCAUGCACUUAAACAAUCAAGGCGACACGUGUGAGCUGAAGCUCCUGACUGUUGCAAUGCAUCUCGUACACAUGUGGGUGUUCACUGAUGUAUAUUUAAAGCUAAUAUAAAUGAAGUGUUCAUGUGUGAAUACAAAGUUGACAUGUUUUCUUUAA
This is a messenger RNA of Poecilia reticulata (guppy), 5998 nucleotides long. The record is from RefSeq and is a predicted model, not a curated record. NCBI's taxonomy places the organism in Eukaryota, Metazoa, Chordata, Actinopteri, Cyprinodontiformes, Poeciliidae.